AUGGAUAAUCGACAUGUGCUGCUGAAGUUUUCGUUUUUGACGCUUCUCGUGCUUCUCUUUGUUUGUGUGCAGGCAACAAAUGCGGGGAGUCAGCAGAAGAAGAAGAAAAUUGUUAUACAUGUACCCAUUCACAAGAAGAUCGAGAAACAUGUCCAUACGAUUAUCAAGCACGUUCAUCAUCAUCAUAAGCCGAUUGUACUAAAGGAGGAGAAGAAGAUUAUACAUGAGGAGCAUAGUCCGAUACAAAUACAUCAGACCAAAGAGCACAUACAUCAUCAUGAGAAGCAUGAUCAUGCCCAUCAUGACCAUCAUGAGCACCACGAGCAUCAUCAUCCCAUUGAACAGGCGCCAUCCAUCGAGGAGGAGGAGGAGCAUAUACAUCAUCAUCAUAAUUAUGAGCACAAAGAUGGUUUUUUGGGCAGCAGUGAUUCAGAUGCCAGCAGUAGCGGCAGCAGUAUCAACAGCAGCGAGGAACGCUGA
Drosophila hydei is the source of this 480-nucleotide messenger RNA. Its product is annotated as histidine-rich glycoprotein. NCBI's taxonomy places the organism in Eukaryota, Metazoa, Arthropoda, Insecta, Diptera, Drosophilidae. The record is from RefSeq and is a predicted model, not a curated record. The transcript is spliced from 3 exons. Bases 1 to 480 code for a protein of 159 amino acids.